Gambusia affinis (western mosquitofish) is the source of this 848-nucleotide messenger RNA. RefSeq names its product C-type mannose receptor 2-like. The record is from RefSeq and is a predicted model, not a curated record. The coding region runs from base 6 to 848 and encodes 280 amino acids. Lineage: Eukaryota; Metazoa; Chordata; Actinopteri; Cyprinodontiformes; Poeciliidae. The transcript is spliced from 3 exons.
CUAACAUGAAGGACAUGGAGAGACUCAACAAGAUCUUACCUGUAGAUUGGAGAGGAGCCUGGAUUGGUCUGUAUUAUCAAACAGAUGGUACCAGAAAGUGGCACUGGUCUCUGCCUGGAGUGGAGUUCAAUGAAAGUGAGACAAACUGGAACAAAGGAGAACCAAAUGACAAAACUGGGUGGCAGAACUGUGGAUGCAUAUGGAAGAACCUGAAGUGGGGAGACCUGUCCUGUAAUGAUGCUGAAUAUUUUCUCUGCUAUAAUGACAGUAAUUCAUCCAAGAAAUAUCACUUGAUUCAAGAAAAGAAAAAGUGGACAGAAGCUCAGAGUUUCUGCAGAGAGAAACACACAGACCUGAUCAGUGGAACGAAGCAACUAGAGGAUGAAGAAGUGAAGAAAGAAAUAAGCCAUGUAGGAGAUGAUACAUACAUUUUUACUGGCCUGUUCAGAGAGAAAUGGAGGUGGUCAGAUGGAAGCAGUUCCUCCUUCAGACACUGGAUGACAGAUAAAGUGAUCCUGAUCAAAGAAAACAAAACCUGGGAGGACGCCUUGACCUACUGCAGAGAUCAUCAUGAUGACCUGGUCAUCAUCACCAACAUGGAGGAACAGAGAUGGAUCCAGGAGAAAGUCAAGAACGCAUCGACUGAUUAUGUCUGGUUGGGUUUGCGCUUCCACUGCUUGAAGAACGUCUGGUUCUGGGUCUGUAAGGAGAGGACCAGCUAUAAGAACCCGACCUCAGCAGGAUUGAAGGACUGUAACACGUCUGGAGCCAUGCAGGCUGGAGGAGAACAUAGAUGGUUCCAAAGAAACGACACAGAGAAACUGAACUUCAUCUGUUCUAAGGUUUAA